CACGUGACCCUAGUUCACUUAGCUCUACCUGGAUUCAAGGUAUUCAGUCUCUUCUUGGGUUAUAUGACAAUAGGUCUAUUCAAGCCACAAUGAAGCCAGCAACAAACUUUCUGUACGUCACACUAUCCUCGCUUAUAGUAAAUGCAGUAGAUUUUCAAGUAUCUUUGAGUGUAAGUCUACAAAACGAAGGAAACAGUCCCACAGCUAAGUUUACCUGUAGCUGGACUGCCAACACAGAUACUAAGGUGACAUACGUUGCUUUCCACUACUGGAUAAACAGCGUCUACUGGAAGGUCAGAAGCGUCUACGCUUGCAAGGUCGGACUCAAUUUUCUUUCGUGCGAUCAAGGCCGAUUUUGGGAUGAACAAUUCGGUGUCGAAUCUAACAAACCAGACAGUAUCAAUUUCACACUAAGUAACUUAACAACAAUGGAGAAUGUCACUUAUUACUGUAGUGUCCUUGCUUUUAACAAUGCCUAUACUGCACAAGCUACUAUAGAAAACAUAUCAGAGACAAUCAUAACUACGACUACACUGUCAAAACCUGAGACAUCCCCAACAGACUCUCCAAGUCUUACAUGGUCUGACUCCAUGACAUCCCCAACAGACUCUCCAAGUCCUACAUGGUCUGACUCCAUGACAUCCCAAACAGACUCUCCAAGUCCUACAUUGUCUGACUCCAUGACAUCCCCAACAGACUCUCCAAGUUCUACAUGGUCUGACUCCAUGACAUCCCUAAGAAAAUCAUCAAAAUCCGAAACUUCACUCUGGAUUGUGGCUGGGAUCCCAUGUUUGAUUGUAAUUGUGGUGAUUGUUGUUGUGAUCAUAGUCUGCUGUUGUUGUAAGGAAAAGAUAAGUCAAUGCUGCUGUAAGAGUAAUGCAGGAAAAGUACAACCAAUCAUCUAAAAACUGAAAACAACUAUGUUUCAUUGUGUUUUUUUUUUCUUUCCUAAUUAGACUAUUUUUUCUUAGUUCUUUUUUUUUUUCAGAAUUUUAUGUGAAAUUAGAGUCAUUCCAGUACCUUAAUUUUUUUUUUUAUGUAAUAGCGAAAUUCAAUAUUUUUGGAAAACAUAUUCUAUAUCGAGUCUAUUUUUAUUAAACAGUAGGUACUUGCAAGUAUAUAUGAAUUUUGCGAAUUUAAAUAUAUAUUUAUAUCUCUAUAUUAGUUGUCAAAAUAAUUAUUGUAUAAUAUUAUAUAAUUAUGGACCAGUUUCUUUUACAAACAUUUUAAGCAUAUCUAUGAAAAUGUGAAACCAACUAACAUUCUGUUCCCCCUAAAUUAUAAUUUUUCACUAACUUAUUGCUUGCUUGUUUUAACAAUCAUUGAGUUCUUGGUUCAAGGGCGGGUAAAAAUAGGUUUAAUUUUUUUUUAAAUCUCUCAUUUAUUAGUUAUUAAGAACAAAAUUAUCGCUCUUAUAAAGGUUCCUGAGCCAUAUAAAUGCGUAUUUUGUUAAAUUAUUUUUUUUUUUUUUACUUGCUAAUCUGUUCUUUUAACUAUUUUACGAUCUCUUCAUUUUCGUAGUCUGGAAAACCUGUUUUAUUCCAAAACUAGACAUAUGUUACCCGCGACCCGCGGGUCUUUAUUUGCGCAUUACUGUCGAUAUAGUCACUGAGAGUGUUUUGUAAACAAUUAAACGAAAUAAUAAUGUAAUAAGUAAAGCGAAUGUGUCAAUGUAAAAAUAGUGUGAAUGAAGCUAUCAGAUCAAAAUAGCUAAUAGGGGAAAAUCCAUUUUUGUUUAAAUUAAAACAUUUGCUUUUGGAUAAUCUAGUGGAUUGGAUUUAGAUGUAUGUUAAACGUAGCUAAUGAUCCUUUCACGUUAUUUCUCUUUCGCUACGAAAAUAAAAUUAGUUUUGCGAAAAUGGUUUACCCGAAGUCGAUACAUUCUUAUCUAUUAAAAACGAAAAGAGCGAUAGCUUUGUUCAAUAAAUGGGAUUAUAAAGUGAACAAUUAAACGAAAUAAUUUUUAGUACGCGAGUCAUGAAUGAAUAUAGAUCUAGGCCUAUCUCAACUCGGCUUCGCAGCUUUUGUAAGCGAAUGUAGCUUUAGAAAACCAAAUUUUAAUGUUUAUUUGAUCAAAAUAUGAAAUGAAUGGACUUUAAUUAAUAUAUUUAUGUGUUAAAGUAUAAAACUAUCUGUGCGAAGAGAAGUUUUAUCAUCUUAGAGUUGGAUUAGAGUUUUAGAUCUAGGGAUGGUAUUAUAAAGUGAACAAUUAAACGAAAUAAUUUUUAGUACGCGAGUCAUGAAUGAAUAUAGAUCUAGGCCUAUCUCAACUCGGCUUCGCAGCUUUCGUAAGCGAAUGUAGCUUUAGAAAACCAAAUUUUAAUGUUUAUUUGAUCAAAAUAUGAAAUGAAUGGACUUUAAUUAAUAUAUUUAUGUGUUAAAGUAUAAAACUAUCUGUGCGAAGAGAAGUUUUAUCAUCUUAGAGUUGAAUUAGAGUUUUAGAUCUAGGGAUGGGAUUAUAAAGUAAACAAUUAAACGAAUUAAUUUUUAGUACGCGAUUCAUUACGGUAUUGUCUAAUGAAAGAAUGUUCGUCAGGAAAUCUGUAAUCACAGAUAUAAGGAACUAAUUAAUGUAAAAAAUGCUUUUGAAACACAAAAUUGAAGAUUAAUUUUAUUAUAUAAUGAAAUCAAUGGAUCUUCUUUUGUAUUUUUAUGUGUCAAAGUAAAAAACUAUCUGCGCAAAGUGUAUUUCUUAAAAUUAGAUCUAGGUCUAAAUCCUUUCUAUCUUUUCUUAUGUCAACAUUGUAGACAUGGCCUAGAUCCAUAAAAUACUAUAGCUGUAAUAGAGUCGGACAACUUUAUUUUUUUUUUGAGGGUCUUACAUUUGUUUUAGGGCUACAAUACAUUCACUAAGGUCUAAGUUGGUACCCAAGGAACAUUCCUGCCUAGUUUUAUCAAGAUUGGUCAAGCGGUUUUGAUGUCUAUAAGUAACAUACAUACAUACAUACCCCUCACAUUCUACUUUAUAAUAUAGAUAACUGAAAAAAUAAAAUUUGCUAUAUUAUAAUUUGGUAUAUCCAUGUUCUCUUUGCUUCUAUCUGCUGUAUAUAAAGUGUCUCGAGAAAACCCACAAGUACUUUGCUAUAGCUCUGUACAUAUAUAUAUAUACUAGCCUGAUAAGACCCGCGGCCUACGGGCUUUACUUUGGGUAUUACUGAUCUCCUGGCGCUGAAGAGAGAGAGGAGCCCCCACUUUGUGAGUACUGUGACUCUCGCACACCGUGGAACAUAUCCUCGUUGAUUGCCCCAGAUACCAGGAUGUCAGGGAGAAAUAUUUUAGAGCCACUAACUUAAAAACACUAUUUGAUAAUGUCGACCCUGGGAAUGAAAGUGGGGUUGUCUACGAAGAUCUGAUUUAUGAAUUUACCAAAAUAUUAAAUUUUUACUACCUUUACUAUUUUAACUGUAAAUAGACCUUGAUUUUACUGAUUUAACUGUAUAGAAUUUAGCCCUUGUUAUGUAGAGAGAGAGCAGUCCAUAAGGGAAUGCAGGCACGACAGGGCCUAAAUUGUGCCGAUGUGCCUAAAAUCAAAAUCAAAUCAAAUCACUGAUCUCCUGGAUUGAAUUUAGAUCAAUAUUAAAUAUGGAGAAUGUUCACAUUUUUUUUUCUAUUUUUCCACGAAAAUAAAAGCAGAGUAUAAAAAUGGGUAUACCCGUUACAUACUCAUAUCUCAACUUCUGUGUAAAAGGGUUUACCAGGUUUGUUUAAAAGUUGUAUUAUACAAUUUGUUACUUUUGUGUCUAUUUUUUUUUAGGGCCAUAAAGUUGUGGGAGGGACAUUAAACAUUCACUAGUCUCCGCUAUGAGCUAAGGAACUUUUGUACCAAGUUUUAGCGAGAUUGAUCAAACGGUUUUGAUUUUUAUUCGAGACAUACGCCUGACUUUCUGCUUUAUAUAUUAGAUUUAAUCAUAACAUGGCUAUUCCUCGUAUCUGAACUCAAUUCCCUAUACCUGUGAAAUAAAUUAAUUGUUUGAUGUUUU
Biomphalaria glabrata is the source of this 3980-nucleotide messenger RNA. RefSeq lists its product as uncharacterized. The transcript has 10 exons. Bases 90 to 905 code for a protein of 271 amino acids. The record is from RefSeq and is a predicted model, not a curated record. Lineage: Eukaryota; Metazoa; Mollusca; Gastropoda; Planorbidae.